CAGAAAUCCCCUCCACAGUUGAACAUUCUUCGAUACUUUCCAUUCUAGGGCCUUAUCAAUAUCCCUUACCUGAGCCUCAAAAUCUACGGGAACGGUUGAAUUUUUUUGAAUUGAAGGGAACUCCGGAUUUUGUAGGACAUGCAAAUCAUAUGGUGCACUAUUUCCGGAAAACUUGGGAUGUUGGUUACUCGUCUGCUUUACCAUAGCCACCGUUUUUGGUUACUCAUGAAAAUUAAUGGAUGCAAUGUAUGAACAGUCUGAAUUUAUAGAGAAGGAAUUAGAGCAGAUGACAGAACAGAUCAAAUCAAUUAUUCAGACCCCAAAUGCCAACCAGGGAGGAGAACUUGAGGCAGUUGAUGGGAUGACACCUUUAGAUGUAGUUGUCCGGAUUUUAAACAAUCAACUAAGUUAUUUAAUGUGUGUUGAUGAGAAGGCCGAAGAAUUUUCUUCUCGUAUUCAGAGGAUUGCUAGCCAAGUUUCUGCUGCAGAUUGCGAACUGAUGGGUCCAAAGUUCUGAAAGUCCUGAUAUCUGGAAUUGUA
Messenger RNA from Quercus lobata, 540 nucleotides. Its product is annotated as nuclear pore complex protein NUP62-like. Gene Ontology annotation, cellular component: nuclear pore; nuclear pore central transport channel. The record is from RefSeq and is a predicted model, not a curated record. NCBI's taxonomy places the organism in Eukaryota, Viridiplantae, Streptophyta, Magnoliopsida, Fagales, Fagaceae. Gene Ontology annotation, biological process: RNA export from nucleus; protein import into nucleus. Gene Ontology annotation, molecular function: structural constituent of nuclear pore; phospholipid binding. Bases 236 to 517 code for a protein of 93 amino acids. The transcript has 4 exons.